Dichotomopilus funicola is the source of this 936-nucleotide messenger RNA. RefSeq lists its product as uncharacterized. The record is from RefSeq and is a predicted model, not a curated record. Bases 1 to 936 code for a protein of 311 amino acids. Lineage: Eukaryota; Fungi; Ascomycota; Sordariomycetes; Sordariales; Chaetomiaceae. The transcript has a single exon.
AUGGCAGAUCCCCUUGGCCCCCUGGACUGCCGCGACAACCCCCUUAUCGGGCUUCCCAUUGAAGGCCCCCUGGCUGACGAACCCCUUCAGCCACCACCCUCCGUCCUCCAAGCAAUUCCCCCCUUCCACCUUCAUCAGGGCGACGACUGCUGCAACCACAAUCACGACUUUACCGGUCCCGUCUUUGCAGCCCACAUCCAACCUCAAAAGCAAGAACAAAAUGGACCGUAUACUAACCCCCACGAGAACCUCCUUCUCCCCUGCACCAACUGCCAUGUUCCUACACCACCCCACAAACUCCACGACCUGCCCUGCGGCGAUGUACUCUGCCGACUCUGUCUCGUCGCCCGCGUAGCCCGCGUACAAAAGCGUAUCGCCCAGAACCACACCGAGAUCCAACGGCUCUCCCACAAAAUCCACCACAUCGACCGCUACCUCCGCACUAUCCAAGCCACCAACCGUUUCACAGGCGACCGUCAGAAACGAUACCUCGCCCACCGUCAAUUCUACCACCGCACCAUCGCCCGCUUAGCCGGCUUCACCUGCUACCAUUCCUCACGCGAUGUAGAAACCAAAACCGAAGCAGAAACAGAAACAGAAAUCGACAUCUCCCAAACCCUACACCGUUACCAAUCCUGUCUUGGCACCACCGUCUCACGCAACCUCUGGCUGCUGCUCAACUGGCUCGGCGACCUCCCCACAGGUCAACGGGUGUGCGCGUGGCCGGACUGCGGCGCGUAUCUUCCGGACUGUUGUCGGUAUCAGAUGGCCGAUAGUAUUGGUAGUAGUAAGAAAGGGGAGGUGGGUCUGUGGCGGUGGCAUUGUGCUGUGUGUACUGGGAACUCGAUGGGGGCGUCGUCGCGGAGGAGGGGGGAGGAUCAGGGGGUGUUUCCGUUUUUGAGGAGGGGGACGGUGGAGUUGGCGCCGUGUCGGUAG